CCUUUCCUGCGAGGGGAGGGGGCUGAGCAGCCGGGCACACAUCGCCUUCCUCCUCCUCAUCCUUCUCCUUCCAUCUCGGCUGAAGCUGCACUUUCUCCGGCUUCAAUGAAACUGGCAGCGAUGAUCAAGAAGAUGUGUCCCAGCGAGGCCGAGCUGAGCAUCCCCGCCAAGAACUGCUACCGCAUGGUCAUCCUGGGCUCCUCCAAGGUGGGCAAGACUGCCAUCGUCUCCCGCUUCCUCACCGGCCGCUUCGAGGAGCAAUACACACCCACCAUCGAGGACUUCCACCGCAAGUUCUACAGCAUCCGCGGGGAGGUCUAUCAGCUCGACAUCCUGGACACGUCGGGCAACCACCCCUUCCCUGCCAUGCGCCGCCUCUCCAUCCUCACAGGAGAUGUGUUCAUCCUUGUGUUCAGCUUGGACAACCGAGACUCCUUUGAGGAGGUGCAGCGCCUGAAGCAGCAAAUCCUAGAGACCAAGUCAUGCCUGAAGAACAAAACCAAGGAGAACAUCGAGGUGCCCCUGGUCAUCUGCGGCAACAAAGGCGACCGUGACUUCUACCGGGAGGUGCAACCCCGGGAGAUCGAGCAGCUGGUAGGAGGGGACCCCAAAAAAUGCGCCUACUUCGAGAUCUCGGCCAAGAAGAACAGCAGCCUCGACCAGAUGUUCCAGGCUCUCUUUGCCAUGGCCAAGCUGCCCAGCGAGAUGAGCCCCGACCUGCACCGCAAGGUCUCGGUCCAAUACUGCGACAUCCUGCAUAAGAAGGCGCUGAAAGGCAAGAAGCUGCUGAAGGAGGGGGGCCGGGGCAGCACGGAGGAGGCGUUCGGCAUCGUGGCCCCCUUCGCCCGGCGCCCCAGUGUCCACAGCGACCUCAUGUACAUCAGGGAGAAGGCCAUCGGUGGUGGGCACAGCAAGGAGAAGGAUCGCUGCGUGAUCAGCUAG
Molecule: messenger RNA, 942 nt
Organism: Nestor notabilis (Kea)
Lineage: Eukaryota; Metazoa; Chordata; Aves; Psittaciformes; Psittacidae
Gene: RASD1
Product: RAS, dexamethasone-induced 1
Exons: 2
Coding region: 106-942 (278 amino acids)
Molecular function (GO): GTPase activity; GTP binding
Source: RefSeq, a predicted model, not a curated record